This is a messenger RNA of Penaeus monodon (black tiger shrimp), 3272 nucleotides long. Its product is annotated as sphingomyelin phosphodiesterase-like. Gene Ontology annotation, molecular function: acid sphingomyelin phosphodiesterase activity. Gene Ontology annotation, biological process: ceramide biosynthetic process; sphingomyelin catabolic process. The record is from RefSeq and is a predicted model, not a curated record. NCBI's taxonomy places the organism in Eukaryota, Metazoa, Arthropoda, Malacostraca, Decapoda, Penaeidae. The transcript is spliced from 15 exons. Bases 787 to 2931 code for a protein of 714 amino acids. Gene Ontology annotation, cellular component: lysosome.
CGCGAAGGAGAGAGGAUACGCCAGUUUUUCUCUCUCUCUUCUCCUCCUCCUCUCCCUUCUCUUUUCUCUCGUACGCUCUCGCUCUCUCUCGUUCGUUAUCCCUGUUCGAGAGAGACGGAUAAGAUUUAAUAGGUAAAAAAGAAGAGAGGAGAGAGGUAGGGGAAAAUCCGAUAACUCCCGUUUUCGUUUUAAGAAAAGGAAAAGAAAUUUCCUUUUUUUUGUGAUCGGUGGAAGAAGGAAGGAAAAGGGGAAAAGGAGAAGAAUUAUUGGAUUAUUAUUAUUAUCGUUCGAGCAGAGACGUUGGAGUUAAAACACAGUCUUAUGGUCAUCUUGUGUUCUCACUGGAUUUCGAAAACACUGGCAACUGAAGAGGAGUUGAGGAGUUGACUGAGGAGCUGACUGGAGUAAGGAGACGCUUUACUCCCUGCCAGAAGACGGGGGACCCUGUCAAGAAAUCAAAAAACCCUGUCAGAAGGACCUGUUAAGCGUGAUAGAAGGUCCUUGUCCAGCCUGGCAGAAGGACCUUGUCAAGCCUGAAAAAAAUCCCAGUUCGUAAUCCCUGUCAAGGAGUGUGGAACCCCUGGCAAGAAACCCUCGUGACGCCUGUCAAACACCUGUCAAUUAGCCCGUCCAUAGAGAACCCUGUCAGAGCGCCCUGUCAAAGGUCAUGCAUUACAGGGCCGCGUGAGUGCAGGGUGCCAGGCCUUUCCCCACGAAGGUGCCACGAACUAUGGUCACGCGCAGAGAGAGCAGGUAGCGGGGAGCAGCAGGCGUGGUCGCGCUACUAUGUCCCCCUCGACGUGGCUGGUCCUCCCCCUCCUCCUCGUCGCCGCUGUCUCGGGUAGCCCCCUGUCCCCCACGCUCACCCACGAUGCGGCAAACGACCCACUCGACCCUCUGUACGCCCACGUUGAGGACCAGGACGCCUCCAACGACCUGGGAGUGGGCGUGGCUGAGGGCGGUCACAGGGGCGUCCUGGACACGCCCGAGCCCACGACGCAAGAGGAGAAGGACAAGAUAGAGAUGUUUGAUCCCUCCAGACUCAACUACACCGCCCUCCGCCUCGAGCUGGACGCAGAGCUGGCGAAGGUGAACAAGCGCGAGGGGAAGCUGAUCGGCGAAUCGCGGCUGCCCAGUUUCCUCUCCAACCUGGGGAAGUUCCUCGACUUCGAGAUGGUCGUGAAGGAGAUUGAGACGUCGAUCAUGUCGACCAUGUCUUGCAACGCGUGCAAGGCCGGUGUUGGUCUCCUGCAGCACUAUGUCCAAAACGGCAAGACAAAGGAGGACAUUAUCCGAGCUGCCUCAAAGCUCUGUACUUCCUUCAAGAUUGAGACGCCCAGAGUGUGCUUUGGUGUGAUCCACCUCAUGGCCGAUGAGGUUGUCUAUGUGAUAGAAAAUUUAGCCAUGAGCCCAGAUGAAAUUUGCGGCUUUGUCAUUGGAGACAUCUGCGGCACUCCAUACAACCCUUACCACGAAUGGCGCGUGGCUUUCCCCCCUGUUCAGAAGCCUCCCGUCCCUCGCCCUGAGCCUCCUCCGGAGGGAAUGCCAACCUUCAAGGUGUUGCACCUCUCAGACACACACUUCGACCCAGAGUACCAAGAAGGUUCGAAUGCCGACUGCAAUGAACCCUUGUGUUGCAGAGCAAACUCAGGAGUAGUGAGGUCCCCAGAUAAGAGAGCUGGGUACUGGGGAGACUACAGGAAAUGUGACACACCUGCUAGGACCAUACAGAGCAUGUUGGAGAAUAUUGCUUAUCUGCAUCCAGAUAUCGACUACAUCAUCUGGACAGGAGACCUUCCUCCACACGACAUAUGGAACCAGACCAAAGAGGGCAACUUGAACAUUCUGAGGUCCACUGUGCAGCAGCUUAUCAACUAUUUUCCUUACGUCCCAAUCUUCCCUGCUUUGGGAAAUCACGAGGCUGCUCCUGUUAAUAGCUUUCCGCCUCCCUUCAUUGUUGGAGACUAUGGGGUAAGUUGGCUCUACGAUGAAUUGGACAGACAGUGGCAACAUUGGCUGCCACAAGAUACCUCUCCCACAGUAAGAAAGGGGGCCUUCUACUCUGUCCUUGUGAGACCAGGAUUCAGAAUAAUCUCUCUCAAUAUGAACUACUGCAAUAAUAAAAAUUGGUGGUUAUUACUCAACUCCACUGACCCGGCCCAGGAGCUCCAGUGGUUUAUUUACGAGCUCCAAGGGGCUGAAAUGAGAGGAGAGAAAGUACACGUAUUGGGUCACAUCCCUCCAGGUCACCAUGAUUGUCUCAAGGUCUGGAGCCAUAACUACUAUUCCAUUAUCAAUAGGUUUGAGUCUACAAUCACAGCGCAGUUCUUCGGCCACACGCAUUUUGAUGAAUUUGAGCUCUUCUAUGAUGAAUAUGAUAGGCACCGUGUAACAAAUAUUGCCUACAUUGGGCCAUCUGUUACCUCUUACUAUAAACUGAACCCUGGUUAUAGAAUAUACACAGUGGAAGGAGAUUAUGAAGGGUCACGGAAGCUUGUUACUGACCACGAGACUUGGGUUAUGAACCUCAAUGAGGCGAACAGGGAUGGUCAUGUUCGGUGGUACCAGCUGUACUCAGCGCAGCGAGCAUACAAUAUGAGAAAUUUAUUGCCGCAGGAAUGGAAUCACUUGGUUCACAAGAUGAUGUUUGAUGAUGAAGUCUUUCAAAAGUAUCUAAGAUACUACUGGAAAAACUCCAUCGUGAGAGAGGAAUGCGAUGCCGAGUGCAAGAAGCGCAUGUUGUGUGACCUCAAGUCCGGCCGAUCCAACGACAGGAAGGUGACGUGUGCGAAGAUAGAGGCCCACGAGAAGCUCCAGGAACGCAACGACUGGACCAACUGGAUCUUCUCAGGCAUAACCGUUACAUCCUUGGUCAUUGCUGUCCCAGUGGCUGCCAUCGCCAUACCCAAACUCUUGUUCUUUUUCUUCUAAUGACGAAGACAUCAGUGACGACGUCGUCGAGUUGGACUUGACUUGAACUCUCAGACUUCGACUGACCCUUAAGGAAGACUUGACCGAAUAUAAAUAUAUGUGGUUGUGAUAUAAACUUAGUGAUGUGUUCGGUACGUGUGUGUGCGUGGCAUUUGUCUGUGCUGGUUUUUAAGGUGUAGAUGGGAGUAUAUAAGUAAGUUAUUUCUUUGUGUGUAUAUGUAUGGAUGUAUGGAAAUACAGUACAGUAUGUGUAAAUUAUUUCUUUGUGUGUGUACAUGUGUGUGUGUGUGUAUAAAUCUUGUCCUUAUUUAUUUAUAAUAAAAUGUAAUGAUGAAGGUAAA